CUACACAGGCACAGACAAAUGCUACUUUUUCGCCGUUACACGCUCAAAAUCUCCACUCUACAUAAACCCACCACCCCCUUUAUACUACUUCAUUAAAUUGAACAACACUUCAAUUUUGAGUGAACAAAAUCAUUGAAAUCCACCAGCUUUUAAUUCUCGCUUCCUCCCUCCCAAUACAACACAUCAAACAAAAGCCUCUACUCACUGACCCAAAAAAGAAAAGAAGUUGGUUCUCUCUCUCACACAAACACACACUAGUGACUGACAAACUCUUUAAUGCCCCCAUCAGUCUUCCUCUCUUCUUAGACACUUCUAAAACUGUCCUUCCCCUUUUAAGUUUUUAACCAAACAAACAACAAAAGUUUUUUCUUGUGGCUACUUCUUGGAUUCCAAGUCCUUUGCUUUCUGCUCAAGGUGACACAUUCUUGCAGAUUUUCCAGCUUAACAGAGUACCCUUUUUCUUCCUCAAACCAGUGAGAAUGUUCCUUUUCUUUUUUUGUUUUUUCUCUUUACAUAGCUAAGAUAUACAGCCCCAUUCUCAGUAAAUCUUUUCUUUAAGCUUUCUCUUUGUUCUGUUUUUGUUUUUGUUUGUUACAUAUGCAAAUCCCAUUCACACCCUUUUGGCAUUUCUUUCUCUUCACAUCUCCUCUUAAUACCCUUUUAACAGGUUCUUGAUUUAGUUACAACUGGUGCUUCUUAUUUUAUUUUAUUUUUUUGAGUUUUUGUCUUUGAGAAAGGGAAUUUUUUUCGAAAAUGUUGUUGCAUAUAUUAACUGUUUUAGCCUUAUCUGUGUUUGUUGUGGAGUGUUUGGACCCUGCAUUUAAUGAUGAUGUUAUGGGUUUAAUUGUUUUCAAAGCUGGAUUUACUGACACACAAUCAAAGCUUACAUCUUGGUCUGAUGAUGAUGCUACUCCUUGUAAUUGGGUUGGUAUAAAAUGUGAUCCUCAAUCCAAUAGAGUUUCUCAGAUUUUGCUUGAUAAUUUCUCUCUUUCUGGUCAUAUAGCUAGAAGCCUUUUGAGGUUACAAUUCUUGAAGGUUUUAUCUUUGUCUAAGAAUAACUUUACAGGCAGUAUUAAUCCCAUUCUUGCUCAAAUACCUAGCUUGAGGGUUAUUGAUUUGAGUGAGAAUAGUUUAUCAGGACCAAUCCCUGAUGAAUUUUUUCGACAAUGUUCGUCUUUACAAUCUGUUUCCUUUGCCAAGAACAAUCUUAAUGGCCAAAUUCCUGAUUCUUUAACCUCUUGCUCAACAUUGCAAAGGGUUAAUUUUUCGUCGAACAGGCUUUCAGGUCCAUUGCCGUUAGAGUUAUGGUCUUUAACCUCUCUUCGAUCCCUUGAUGUAUCGGAUAAUUUAUUGGAGGGAGAGAUCCCUAAAGCAAUUGAGGGUUUAUAUUCUUUGAGGUCAAUUAAUUUAAAGAAAAACAGGUUUACUGGUUGGUUGCCUGAAAAUAUUGGCAACUGUGUGCAGCUUAAGUCAAUUGAACUCAGUGAGAAUUUGCUCAGUGGAGGUUUUCCUGUAUCUAUGAGAAGACUUGGUUUAUGUACUACUAUGGAUUUAAGAUCAAAUUCAUUGAAUGGGGAGAUUCCAGAUUGGAUAGCGGAUAUGAAAAGCCUUAAGGUUUUGGAUCUUUCUGGAAAUAAUCUUUCUGGUAGAAUUCCGAGCUCGUUGGGUGAUCUUCCAUCGCUAAAGGAACUGAAUCUGUCGAAUAAUCAGUUCGUUGGAAGCUUGCCUCGGUCCUUGUUGAAAUGCGUUGACCUUGUAAUCUUGGACAUUGGCAAUAACUUCUUGAGUGCUAACCUUCCUUCUUGGACCUUUGAAUUGGGACUAAAGAGCAUUUCCCUUUCCGGGAAUAGGUUUACCGGUCAUAUAGAUUAUCUGCCGAUAUCCAUGGCUGCUUCCCUUCAAGUUUUGGAUUUGUCUUCCAAUGCAUUAUCUGGUGAAAUACCGUCUGCCAUUUGGAAUAUCAGUAGCUUGCAGGUCUUGAAUAUUUCCCGGAACUUUUUGUCUGGUACUAUCCCAGAAGCUGUAGGUAAACUAAAUGCAACUCGAAUUCUAGAUUUAAGUCACAAUCAACUAAACGGAAGCAUUCCCCGUGAGAUUGGGAGUGCUGUUUCAUUGCUGGAACUGAAGCUGAAAGAAAAUCAUCUGAGUAGUACAAUUCCUGCAGAUAUAGCAAAUUGCUCCGCUCUAACUUCAUUGGACCUGUCACACAACAACCUCACUGGUCCUAUCCCUCCUGAGAUUGCUAAGUUGACCAUUCUUGAAGUGGUGGAUUUCUCCUUUAACCAGUUUUCAGGAAGCUUGCCUAAAGAACUAACCAAUCUUACCCAGCUUGCCACAUUUAAUGUCUCCCACAACCAUCUCCAAGGUGAACUUCCAGUAGGUGGAUUUUUCAACAGCAUUUCUCCCUCAUCUGUUGUUGGUAAUCCAUCCCUAUGUGGUUCUGUUCUCAACCACUCCUGCCCCGCUGUCCAUCCGAAGCCUCUUGUACUAAACCCAAAUUCGUCUGACUCGAAUCAUGGUUCUGUUACUUCGCUUGGUCGUAAGAGAAUCAUGCUCAGUAUAUCAUCUCUCAUUGCCAUUGGAGCAGCAGUUUUCAUAGCUCUUGGAGUAGUGAUUGUCUCCAUUCUCAAUCUGCACGCGCGCUCUUCUAUGGCGCUCUCUGCUGCAACUUUCACCUUAUCUGGUGGCGAUGACUUUAGCCCUUCACAUGGUACAGAAGCCAACCUCGGCAAGCUUGUUAUGUUUUCUGGUGAUGCAGAUUUUGUUGCUGGAACUCAAGCGCUGCUUAACAAGGAUAAUGAACUUGGACGUGGUGGUUUUGGAUCCGUCUACAAGACACAACUCGGAGAUGGACGUUCUGUUGCCAUCAAGAAGCUCAACAUUACAAGUUUGAUCAAGUCCCAAGAAGAUUUUGAGAGGGAAAUGAAAUGUCUUGGAAGCAUCAGGCACCAGAACCUGGUGUCACUUGAAGGUUAUUAUUGGACACCUUCUCUUCAGCUCCUGAUUAAUGAAUAUGUAUCUGGAGGAAGCUUGUACAAAUUACUCCACGAGCAAAGUUCCAAAAGGAGCCUCUCUUGGCAGCAAAGAUUCAACAUUAUUCUUGAUACUGCCAAAGGCUUAGCCUAUCUGCACCAGCUGAACAUUAUUCACUACAAUAUGAAGUCAACCAAUGUCCUCGUAGAUGAUGGUUCAGCCAACACCAAAGUUGGAGAUUUUGGUUUGGCUCGUUUAUUACCCGUCUUGGAUCGUUACAUUUUGAGCAGCAAGAUUCAGAGUGCACUUGGAUACAUGGCUCCUGAAUUUGCAUGCCAGACGGUGAAGAUAACUGAGAAAUGUGAUGUCUAUGGAUUUGGUAUCUUGACUCUCGAGGUGGUGAUGGGUAAAAGACCCGUGGAGUACAUGGAAGACGAUGUGAUUGUAUUAUGUGACAUGGUGCGGGGAGCACUGGAAGAAGGCAGGAUAGAAGAAUGCAUUGACGAACGGCUCCAAGGUAACUUCCCCGUCGAAGAGGCAAUUCCAGUUGUGAAACUUGGUUUAAUAUGUGCAUCUCAAGUUCCAUCCAAUCGACCAGACAUGGAAGAGGUCAUCAAAAUUUUGGAGUUAAUCAGAUGUCCAUCAGAAAGUCCCGAGGAAAUAGAGUAAUGUUAUAAGGUGUUUGUGGAAAACAAGAAUAUAGAGAAUGAGUCGUGUGGUGAACAGGAAUUCAGUUUGUUGUUACAUUUGGAGAAGGUCACUAUCCUCUUGUUAUUUUGCCAUAUCCAAAUAUCUAUACCAUUUGUUAAAUCUUUAUGUGUUGUUAUUUAAAUAACUGGAUUCCUCUUCACCAGCUCCAGUUUGGGACCCUUGUUAGGUUUUGAUAGACUAGAAUUGUCUUUAUUAGUAGUAUUGAGACAUCCAACUCCUGUUUCUGGUUGUCUUGUGCUUGUUUGAUGUUGUUGUCCAUACAAAGCUGAAAAAUAUAUCCUUUGUAUUUUUAUAGCAGAAAACCUUUUUAAAACCCCGCAUGGAUUUCUGACGAAAUGAAAACAUCAAAGUAGGCCACCAUUCAGUGGCAUUUCUUGAUCAUAA
This is a messenger RNA of Lycium ferocissimum, 4068 nucleotides long. Its product is annotated as probable LRR receptor-like serine/threonine-protein kinase IRK. Bases 754 to 3642 code for a protein of 962 amino acids. NCBI's taxonomy places the organism in Eukaryota, Viridiplantae, Streptophyta, Magnoliopsida, Solanales, Solanaceae. Gene Ontology annotation, molecular function: ATP binding; protein kinase activity; protein binding. Gene Ontology annotation, biological process: protein phosphorylation. The record is from RefSeq and is a predicted model, not a curated record. The transcript is spliced from 2 exons.